ACAGUAUUAUGCAUGAAAACGCCAGAUGUCAAUAUGCGCAUUAGAGAUUGAUCUUUGGAAUAUCAAAAUAACAAGGCGGAUUCACAUUUACGAAGUAUUAAGGCGGCUGCGCAAUGGCUAUAUAUUUUUCUAUAGAUGGCUCUUGCGUAUUCGUUUAUUCUCUUCUAUCUCGUUCAUAAUAGAUCUAUGAUCGAGCCAGCCAAUCUGAUGACGAGAAGUUUAAAUUCAAAUGAAAGCUGUUCAGUGAUAUUAGUCAAGUUAAAUGUGGUUGUCUGCUACGAUCGUUGACAUUUACCAAGAAGAACAAGGAGCUGAAGGACACAAGGAGAGCAAGUUCGAUCACGAGUGCAUGUACAAGGAGAAGAUAGCUACUCUCGUGGAGAGGAACAAGUGUUUAUAGGCGGAGUACGACGAACUCUCUACCGACUUGAUGGAUAAGAUCGAAGAGAUCGACGAAGUGAAGGAGAAGCAUGAGAUACUGAAGAUAAAGAUGGAGCAAUCCUUGGAGACGAUCAAAAGUCCCUCCGGAGAUACUACGAACGAUCUUCAAUUGGAAAACAAUCUGCUGAAAGCGGAAAUCAUAAAACUAAAGACAAAGGUGACGACAUUGUGUGAAGAGAAUACGAAACUCUCGAAGACUAUCCAAGAUCUCGACAGUUCUCGUAAUGAGAAACUACUCGACGAUAGCGCGGGGAGCAUCUGUAAGGAGCUCCUUCAGGGAGAUGAUCAUGAGGCUCUGACACUUGCCGAUAAGGUUGCAACUAUGGAGGAAAAGAUCAAUAGACUGACCCGACUGAACAAAAACCUAAGCAACUUGAAGUUAACAUCUUGCAAUCAAUGCACUCAUCUGAAGAACCUGAACAAGAGUCGAAGUGCUCUGAAAUUGGAGGCCAAGACACUGAACCAGAAGAUCGAUGAUCACCAGAGGAAGUUUGACCGAAAGUACGAGGACGCUGAGAUCCUAAAGAACAAGAUCAACCAAGAACUGAACACAAGCAGCCAUGAACUGUUUCAAAAGGCUAGUUUCGUCGACAAUAUGGAUGUUAGCUUUGUCGAGGAGAGGGUCCGGACCUUGAACAAUGAUCUGCAGAUGCUAACUACCCUGUAUGAGGAUAAGUUCAACGAGCUCGAACAGCUACACAAUGAACUGGCUAUCGACGAAGAAUCGACAUUUACUCCAAAAAAACAUAUCGAAAAGAACAGUUGCAGAUUGGACCAGAUUCAGAGCCAUAUGAUCAAACUGAAGGUUGACAUAAAUGAGUUGAGGAAGAACAAUACAAACGUUACGGUUAUGCUGAAUCAGUUUACAGGCGAAAAGGCGAGCUUGUUGAAGGAGAACAAUGGCUUGAGAACCAACAACGAGGAACUGAAACAGAAGCUGUAUAUGAAAGAGAACAUCGCGACGAAGAAGAUACAGGUUCUCAAGAGCGAUCUGGCCAACAUGAGCGAGGAACUCGAGCAGUUCUCUGCUCGAGCGAAGAUGCUUGAAAGUCAGAGAUUGACUUUAGAGCUGGAAUUGGAAGAAUUGAAGGUUGAAUGGGACAAUAAGACCACGUUGAUUGAGUCCUUGAAAAAUGACUUGCCGAUUACAAACACUAUGGACAACAAGUACAUGGAAGAGUUGGAGUUAUUGAGCAAGCAACGUGAAGAGUCAGACCAGCAGGCUCUGUCGAAAAUAGCUGUCGAAAAUAGCUGCGAAGAGUUUCAAGAGAAUGGCGUUCAUGCGGAACAGCUCUAUCAUCGGAGUAAGCAAGAGAAGCACUUAGAAGCGAGGUACAAGAGCGAAUUUGACUCAAUGUCCAUGCAGUAUCAGCAUCACGGCGAAGAAUCCACGAACAAUCUUCGAAUGUUGAACGACACAUUAAACAGGUACGUUGACGAGAAUCUGAAGUUGAAACAGGAACUGAACGAACUGAAGAGUAUCGAGGAGAAGCUGAAUGAGGAGCUAAGCGACAUCAGGCUAUGCAUGAUGAAUGAGUUGAGAUCUCUCAAGUGCAGCAUCAACUCCGUGGAAAUCUCUAAACAAUCUGUGAACGAGAUCUUUCUAAUUCUACUGCAGACUCUGGUCUCAAAAGAACAGGAAAUGAUCAAAUCUAUGCGAGAAACAUAUGAAGGGGAGAAACGGAUAUUAGAGGACGAGAUACAGCAAAGUGCAGAUACGGAAAAACGUGCAACAACCUGGGCGAGGGAACUGGAGAGCGAGAUCGAGAAGUUGCAGACAGAACUGACGGAACGGGAGCACAGCCAAAAGAAAUAUGAGAACAAGAUCUCUCAGCUGGACUGUCUUCUUAGGGAGUGCUCCCGUGAGAAUGAGGUACUCAGAGAAAACACAAAAACACUCGAGAUAGAUUUGCACAACUUGCAGGCAGAGUACGAGAAGACUGACAGCAAGCAGGAGGAUGCGAUCAUUGUGGCUCAGAAGAGGGAAAAAGAAUUGCAAGAAAUAUUUAAGAAGAACGAGCUGGAGUUUCAAUCGAAGCUCAAGGCAGAAAGCGAGAUAUACGAGAAGAAAAUCAACGAGCUCACUCGUGCCCUGGACUGUUACAAGACGAAGAACCUGGAGAUGAACAGUGUCGUGGAGGGGCUCGAGGUCAACGAGAAGCAGCUGAAGAACAUCAUUGAAGCGAACACGGCCCAGAUCAAGAAGAGCAAUCAGAACGUGAAGAUAAUAAGAGCGGAACUCGAACAGCUGACAGAGGCUUACAACGAAGUGUGUCAGCAGUUGGAUCAGAAAACUGCGCAUAUGGAAGACAUUUCGGCGAUCUUGAAGAGUAAAUGCGACUCGUUGUCCGAGUACAGAACUAAACUUGAGGCUAUCCUGCCGGAAUACGAGAUGCUGAAAGAUCAUGUCGGCGACCAGAAAGUAAUCAUAGAGCGAUGCAGGCAGGAAAUCAAGGAAUUGAAGACGGAGAAGGAGGAGCAACUCGAAACGAUCAAGGACAAACUUAAGGAGGAGGAAAUCAAAAACGCCGGGCUGAGCAAACAGCUGAACAACAGGAACGUCGCUAUGAUAGAGGAACUGAACGAGUUGAGAGAGAAGUACGAGGAAUUCCAGCAGAAGAACGCUAGAUUGGAGCGGAAGGUCAGAUGCAGCACCAGCAAGAUCAGAGCUGAGGCAGCGAUAGAGGAGUUGAAGGAGAAGAACAAAAGGCUGGAGAGUAAUUUGGAGGGCGCGAGCAAUCGCGUGAUGGAGCUCCAGGAAAUCAGGAACCAGACUCUAACGCAACUGAUCGAUACUAAGGCCAUGUACGAUUUGCUGUUGCAGGAGAACACCGAGAUCAAAAAGACCUUAUCCUCGUACGAGAUCAAGUACGAUGUUUUAAAUAUGUCGUCGCAUGAGAGCAAGCUCGACGAGGUUCUGCUCGAGAAAAAUACCAUCGCUCUCGAGCUAGAGUACAAGAAGCUGCAGCUGACUCAACAGGAAAAAAAGAUUAACGAGUACGCUAGCCAGGUGCAACAGCUUCAGGAAAAGAACAAGGAACUGAACGAGGCGCUGGAGGACUACGCGGUGAUCAUCAAGGAGCGAAGCGUCGAGAUCUCUGAGUUCGAGAGCAAGCUACAUUCCCGUUUCACCGAGAAUACCCGCAUCGGAGAGCUGGAGGAGAAGGUGGAUAGCCUAAACGAAGAGAACGAGAAGCUUCAUGACCAGGUUGAAACUCUAAGGAUGAGGCUGCAGAUGUAUAGAGAGAAGACGUCAAGCGAUGAUGACGUGAAGACGCGACAGAACAAGAACGUGAUUCGGAUAUUGAAGAGGGAGAACCUUGACCUGCAAAACAAGCUGAUCAGCUCGAAGAGGUGUACAGAGACAAAACUAAACAGCAGCGACGCGAACAUUUCAAUACGGGACACAUCGAUAAUGGACCAGUCCAGGGACUCUAGCAAGAAGGAGCCUAGCAACUUGGAAGGCGCAUGGAACCGGGUCACCGAACUUCAGGGUGAGAAGUACGAGAUCAUGAAGGCGUUGGCGGACUCGAGACGGCAGUGCGACAACCUAUCGAAGGAGAACUUCGAGGUAAUGAAGGCACUGCAACUGUAUAAGAGUAAACUGGACGAAUCACACUUGGAGGUGAGAGUGAAGCUAGAAAAACUAGACGACUCGCUUCACGAUGAGAACAAGAUCACAUACGAACUAGAAGGUCGAACAUCUGAACUAAACCAGAAGGAGAAGAAUCUGAAGGAGUACGCCAACAAGAUACGAGAUUUGGCGUCGAAAAAUAAAGAUCUGGACAUCGAGCUUGGAAAGUGUGCGUCGACCAUCCACGAGCGAGACAUCGAGAUCUCGAAGCUGAAGGAGACCCUGAAGAUCAUGAAGGAAGAGAACAAUAAGUUGAAGAGCGAGAUCGGAGAGCUUCAAAAGCGGUCUAGAAGUAACAAGAGCAUCAACAACGGUAUUGGAGAAUUUGAUUAUCAAUUGUGGAAUGAUACCAUCACGAGUGACGAGCACGUGAAGAAGCAAUUGCGACAUAACGUCACCGAAGAGAACGAUAAAUCACAGGUACUUGAAAAGAAGAUUCAGGAUCUGGAGCUGCAACUGAUGUCGAAGAAUGAGAAGCUGGCUGCGUUGGAAAUUCAGAUUCAAUCUGAAAAUUUCCCAUAUCGGAGGAAGUGUAAGGAACUGGAGGAACAGUUGUUCGCCUUCCGUAAUAAGAACGCAGAGUUGAGUUUAGGAAUUCAGAAGCUUCAGAAAACCAUAAACGAUGUGAACCCAUGGGAAUGCGAUGUCUGUAGACGUUGGCGCGAAAACAGAAAAGAUCAGGGUUGUUAGACGAUAACAGUGAAGACAAUGCGUUUCAGCAGUACUAACAGUGGUGUUGUUGAGAGAUCGCGUGAAAGUCAAGAAAAUCAAGAAAGAGAAGACAAUAAUGAAAGAGUUGUGCUGUUUUCGGAACUGACAUAUCAAAGAACUAGAAAUGGAGAUAGAUAGGUUGUAAGAAUUGAUACAGACGUCGGAGACCAUUGUUUUACAACCGCUUGAAGCUUCGUUACAGAAAAAGAUAUUUUAGUCAUUCAGUUUACUUAAUUUAAUUAAACUAUUUUAAAGUUUAGAUGACGCGAGCAAUCUAGUUUCAUGCGACAGUAUUUUAAUAGAACAUAAAAUGUUGAUCAGCCGAGUACAAUUAACGCGCACUUUAAUAAAACCAAACUAUGCGAAUAUAAGAAACAAUAAAAUAAGAAUUUUAUUAUAUGAUACUUUCCAUCGCAUACGCGCAUAAAUGUCAAAAACUUGCAAAUGAACUCUUGUUUAAUUUCUGCUUACAUUGAUCGAUGAAAGUUUAAGUUUAAUUUUAUCAAUAUUUGCAAUUUAGUAGUAACGCGCGGGCUAACAUAAUUUAUUUUAAAGAAUAUAAAUAAAUGUACUAAAUAAUGUUCAAUCUGUGAUUCAAGACAAUGAUUUUAUUCGAGAAUUCUUAUAUACAAUGCAGUAAUUAAUAAAUAACAAAUAAAAUUGGUA
Molecule: messenger RNA, 5452 nt
Organism: Megalopta genalis
Lineage: Eukaryota; Metazoa; Arthropoda; Insecta; Hymenoptera; Halictidae
Source: RefSeq, a predicted model, not a curated record